GAGCUACUGACCGACCGACGGUUCGAGCUAGGGAACCAUACCUAGAACCUGAGAGAAGUGGAAAACGCCCCGGCCAGGUGUCCGGUGGCGCGGACCCCCAGCCCGAGAUGCGGUAGGAGCGGCGCGCGUCAGAAGCCCCGUCCCCGGCGCCACCGGCGCCACCCCACCCUUCGCCUAGUCCAUGGCGAGCCCCGGCCUGGGGCUGUUUCUCGCUUUCGGCCUGCCGCUGCUGCAGGCCUACUGGGGCCAGGUUUGGGGACAAACAUCGGAACCCCCAGGAAAAGAGAACAGCACCAUUACACCGACCAGCCCUGGCUCCAGUGGGGCCCUGUCCCAGGGGGCCAUCACCGCCAUCAUUGUGGUCUUCUCCAUUCUGGGAGCCCUGCUCCUGUCCGUGGGGUUGGUGCUGCUGGUGCGGAAGCUGCGAGAGAAGCGGCAGACAGAGGGCACCUACCGGCCCAGCAGUGAGGAGCAGUUGUCCCACGCAGCUGAGGCCCGGCCCCCUCAGGACUCGAAGGAGACGGUGCGGGGCUGCCUGCCCAUCUAGGUCUCCUCCCCCUCCCCUUCCGUCCUCCAUCUUCCUGGCUGUGUGGCGUUGGGGAAGGCAGAACCCUCUCUGGGCAAACAGACCCACCUAGUGCUUAAGAAUAGAAGGGAUGAAGGUGCUUCAAAGACUCUGACCCUGAGUGCCAGAGAGGGUGGGGCUGCUCACUUUUUUUUUUUUUUCUUUUUUGUAAACUUGGUAGUGAGAGAUAAUAAAAGACCAAAACAAACCCGUCGCUGUAGAGUCAGUUCUGACUCAUGGUGACCCCAUGUGUUGCAGAGUAGAACUGCUCCAUAGGGUUUUCUUGGCUGUAACCUUUAUAGAAGCAGGUUGCCAGGCCUUUCUUCUGCAGUACCACUGGGUGCAUUUGAACUGCCAUCCUUAGGUUAGUAGCCAAGCGCAAGCUGUUUGCACCACCAAAGGACCUAAUAAAGCCUUCUUUUUUUUUUGAGCUGCUGGGGGCA
Loxodonta africana (African savanna elephant) is the source of this 1008-nucleotide messenger RNA. It is a transcript of the gene CRB3, whose product is annotated as crumbs cell polarity complex component 3. Bases 182 to 547 code for a protein of 121 amino acids. The record is from RefSeq and is a predicted model, not a curated record. The transcript has 5 exons. Lineage: Eukaryota; Metazoa; Chordata; Mammalia; Proboscidea; Elephantidae.